Molecule: messenger RNA, 3073 nt
Organism: Phaethon lepturus (White-tailed tropicbird)
Lineage: Eukaryota; Metazoa; Chordata; Aves; Phaethontiformes; Phaethontidae
Gene: LAMC1
Product: laminin, gamma 1 (formerly LAMB2)
Exons: 18
Source: RefSeq, a predicted model, not a curated record
AUGGGUCCUGCACCCCUGCGUGGGAAGCUUCGGACCUUGUGGCUCGGCAGGGUGGGGUCAGCCAUCGAUUUGGAGCUCCUCCGCGUGGGCAUCCAACGCGUGGGGGCGGAGGAACUGGACUUGCUCUACGUGCUGUUCUGCAGCUCGUGGCCCGGUGGGGCUUCUGUGAUGAGAAGGAGAAGCUUCCCGCUGCAGCUGCAAGUUUUAAGGGGAAAGGCCUUUGACAUCACAUAUGUGCGUCUGAAGUUUCACACCAGUCGGCCGGAAAGCUUUGCGAUCUACAAACGUACCAGAGAAGAUGGCCCAUGGGUGCCCUACCAGUAUUACAGUGGCUCCUGUGAGAGCACGUAUCACAAAGUCAAUCGUGGCUUUAUUCGGACUGGGGAGGAUGAGCAGCAGGCGCUCUGCACGGAUGAGUUCAGUGACAUCUCCCCUCUCACUGGGGGCAACGUGGCGUUCUCAACACUGGAAGGGCGUCCAAGUGCCUAUAACUUUGACAACAGCCCUGUGCUACAGGAAUGGGUGACGGCUACAGAUAUUAGAGUGACCCUUAAUCGUCUGAACACAUUUGGAGAUGAAGUUUUCAAUGACCCGAAAGUUCUCAAGUCUUACUACUAUGCGAUUUCCGAUUUUGCUGUGGGUGGUAGAUGCAAAUGUAAUGGGCAUGCAAGCGAAUGCGUAAAGAAUGAGCUUGGGAAGCUGGUCUGCAACUGCAAGCACAACACCUUCGGGGUUGACUGUGAAAAGUGUCUUCCAUUCUUCAAUGACCGUCCGUGGAGGAGAGCAACAGCAGAAAGCGCCAAUGAAUGCUUGCCUUGCGACUGCAACGGGAGGUCGCAGGAGUGCUACUUCGACCCUGAGCUGUACCGCUCCACAGGCCACGGGGGCCACUGCACAGGCUGCUCGGACAACACCGACGGUGCCCACUGCGAAAGGUGCAGGGACAGCUUCUAUCGCCUGGGGAGCGAGGAGGGAUGUCUGCCCUGCAGCUGCAACCCAGUCGGCUCCCUCAGCACGCAGUGUGACAGCUACGGCCAGUGCAGCUGCAAACCCGGCGUGAUGGGUGAUAAGUGUGACCGGUGCCAGCCAGGUUUCCACUCCCUCUCCGAAGCCGGGUGCAGGCCCUGUUCUUGCAAUCUGGCUGGCAGCACAGGGGAAUGCAAUGUUGAGACAGGACGGUGUACGUGCAAGGACAACGUUGAAGGCUUCCACUGUGAGAGAUGCAAACCUGGAUUUUUCCAUCUGGAUUUCUCCAAUCCAAGGGGCUGUACCCCCUGCUUCUGUUUUGGACACUCUUCAGUCUGCACUAAUGCCAUCGGCUACAGUAUCUACUUCAUCACGUCCAACUUCCAGUUUGGAGAGGACGAGUGGCGUGCUGAGCAGCGCGAUGGCUCGGAAGUCUUACUCCAGUGGAGUGCGGAGACCCAGGAUAUCUCUGUUAUCUCGGACAGCUACUUCCCCAUGUAUUUUGUUGCACCACGCAAGUUCUUGGGCAACCAGGUUUUGAGCUACGGGCAAAACCUGACCUUCUCCUUCCGCGUGGACAGACAGGACACGCGCCUCUCUGCAGAGGACCUGGUGCUGGAAGGGGCUGGGCUGCGAGUGUCGGUGCCGCUCAUUGCCCAGGGCAACCCUUACCCCAGCGAGAGCUCGCUGACCUACACCUUCAGGCUCCACGAGGCUACAGACUACCCGUGGAGGCCUGCUCUUACGGCAUUUGACUUCCAGAAGCUUCUCCACAAUUUGACUUCCAUCAAGAUCCGUGGGACGUACAGUGAGAGAAGUGCCGGCCACCUGGAUGACGUUACAAUCACAAGCGCUCGCCCUGGACCUGGUGUGCCCGUGUCCUGGGUGGAGAGCUGCUCCUGCCCGGCAGGAUACGAGGGGCAGUUUUGUGAGCGCUGCUCCUCUGGGUACCGGCGAGAGACACCGAGCCUCGGGCCCUACAGCCCCUGUGUGCCUUGCGCUUGCAACGGGCACAGCGAGACAUGCGAGCCCGAGACGGGCAUGUGCAAUUGCAGGGAUAACACGGCGGGGUCUCACUGUGAGAAGUGCAGCGAUGGGUAUUAUGGAGAUGCCACAGCAGGCACAGCCUCAGACUGCCAGCCCUGCCCAUGCCCAGGCAGCUCGAGCUGUGCCAUCGUGCCCCGCACGAAGGAGGUUGUGUGCACCAGCUGCCAGGCUGGCACUACAGGCAAGAGGUGCGAGCUGUGUGACGAUGCCUAUUUCGGAGACCCGCUGGGCGAAAACGGUGCUGUGAGGCCUUGCCGCCUCUGCCAGUGCAACGACAACAUCGAUCCCAACGCCGUGGGGAACUGCGACCGCCAGACGGGCGAGUGCCUCAAGUGCAUCUACAACACCGCCGGCUUCUACUGCGACCGCUGCAAAGACGGCUUCUUCGGGAACCCCCUGGCCCCCGAUCCUGCGGACAAGUGCAGAGCUUGUCACUGCAAUCCUUACGGCACUGUGAAUCAGCAGACGAGUUGCAAUCAAGUGACCGGGCAGUGCGAGUGCCUCUCUCAUGUCACUGGGAGGGACUGCAGCACCUGUGAGCCCGGCUUCUUCAACCUCCAGAGUGGACGCGGCUGUGAGAGGUGCAACUGCCACGCGCUGGGCUCCACCAACGGGCAGUGCGACAUCCGAACCGGGCAGUGCGAGUGCCAGCCUGGUGUCGCCGGCCAGCGUUGCGACAGAUGCGAGGUCAACCACUUUGGUUUUGGCUCCGAAGGCUGUAAACCCUGCGACUGUGAUCCCGAGGGUUCGCGCUCUCUGCAGUGCCGGGAGAAUGGUCGCUGCGAGUGCAAGGAAGGCUUUGUGGGGAGCCGCUGCGACCAGUGUGAAGAGAACUAUUUCUACAACCGCUCAUGGCCAGGCUGCCAAGAGUGUCCGGCCUGUUACAGAUUAGUGAAAGAUAAGGUGGCAGAGCAACGAGAGAGGUUGCAGGAGCUGGAAAAUCUUAUAGCAAAUCUGGGUACGGGAGAAGAAACUGUAACCGAUCAAGCCUUUGAAGAGAGGUUGAAGCAGGCAGAAAGAGAUGUUAUGGAGUUGCUUCAGGAAGCACAAAACAGCAAAG